Cyphellophora attinorum is the source of this 1233-nucleotide messenger RNA. Its product is annotated as Dimethyladenosine transferase. The record is from RefSeq and is a predicted model, not a curated record. Lineage: Eukaryota; Fungi; Ascomycota; Eurotiomycetes; Chaetothyriales; Cyphellophoraceae. The coding region runs from base 1 to 1233 and encodes 410 amino acids. Gene Ontology annotation, biological process: rRNA methylation. Gene Ontology annotation, molecular function: rRNA (adenine-N6,N6-)-dimethyltransferase activity. Gene Ontology annotation, cellular component: mitochondrial matrix. The transcript has a single exon.
AUGCCGAAAGCAAGCAAGAUGCGGAACGGCGGCGGGCCUGCCUCGCCUUACGCCAAAAACAACACCAAAAAGCCCGCCACCGCGAACAACAUGUCAAAUGCCAUCUUCAAAAUGAACACUGAUCUUGGCCAACACGUGCUCAAGAAUCCUGGAGUCGCGUCCGCCAUCGUCGAAAAAGCCGGCUUGAAGCAAUCCGACAUUGUGCUAGAAGUCGGUCCUGGAUCAGGCAAUCUGACGGUAAAAAUCCUCGAAAAGGCCAAGAAAUGCAUCGCCGUCGAGCUGGACCCACGCAUGGCGGCUGAAGUCACCAAACGUGUGCAGGGAACGCCGAUGGCGAAGAAGCUAGAUGUCGUGCUUGGCGACGUAAUGAAGACGGAGUUGCCAUACUUCGACGUCUGUAUCAGUAAUACGCCGUACCAGAUUUCGAGUCCGUUGACGUUCAAGUUGCUGGCCACAAGUCCAAGUCCGAGGAUCUGCGUGCUCAUGUUUCAGAGGGAGUUUGCGAUGCGAUUAUUCGCGAAGGCAGGGGACAAGUUGUACAGUCGGCUGAGUGUGAAUGCACAGAUGUGGGCGAAGAUUGAUCAUAUUAUGAAAGUGGGGAAGAACAAUUUCAAGCCUCCGCCACAGGUUGAGAGCAGUGUUAUCAGGAUGGUGCCGAAGAAUCCGCGACCGAAUAUCUCGUAUGACGAAUGGGAUGGAUUGUUGAGAGUGUGUUUUGUGCGGAAGAACAAGACGUUGAGGGCGAAUUUUCUUGGUACGACUUCGGUGAUCAGCAUGUUGGAAUCGAACUACAGGACUUGGUGUGCUCAGAACAGUGUAACGCUUGAGGAUGGGCCUUCGACCGAGACCAAUACAGAUGCGUUGAUGGAGAUCGACAACGUACCAGCCACAACUGCAGACAACGAUGAGUGGAAUGGAUUUGGCUCCGACAACGAAUCAGUAGGAGGGAUGCCCGUCGCAGCAAUGGAUCUGGAUAUGGACGACAUGGACGAAGACGAUCUUCCUGCGUUCUUCAAAGAGCAUCGCGACCACAUCGAGCAGCAGAAGCAACAGCACCCCAAGACGCAAGCACGGAAGAAGAGAUCCAAAGUCAACGAUCUCGUGCGUGAAAAGAUUCGAAUCGUGUUGGAAGACAAGACGACUCUGGCCGAUAAGCGCGCGAGAAUGUGCGACGAGGGCGACUUCCUGAAGCUAUUGUGGUCUUUCAACCAAGAGGGCAUUCAUUUCGUGUGA